Molecule: messenger RNA, 691 nt
Organism: [Torrubiella] hemipterigena
Lineage: Eukaryota; Fungi; Ascomycota; Sordariomycetes; Hypocreales; Clavicipitaceae
Source: the annotation of a GenBank genome assembly
AUGUCAAGAUCGGUCUUAAGGCUGCUUUUUAGCAGCGCCGUCGUCCUCGGGGCAGCAGUACAAGAAUUCACUGGAGCUACAUAUCUAGCCAACGGCACAAUCCUCGAAGGAGCCAGCGCCAUACAAUUUUCCACAGCAAACACGGGUUCCUGCGACAUCUUCAAGACGCCGUUCCGAGAAGCUGCCGAAAGCUGCAAGAGAUACGCCGAAGGAACUCUUGAUUAUCUGACGCGGCGUCCUGAAGGUGAUCUCUUGCAAUACUUUCUUAGGACCGACUUGGCUGCGCGCGAACAGAUCAAGGAGCUUUACACAAAGAUUGGCCAGCGCUGCGGCCAGGCGAACCCGCUUGAGGGCAUCGAGUUAGCAUGUCACGAGCCGCGCUGCGAUACCCUUCCGAUCCUUUAUUCUAUUGUGCAAAACUCCCAGACCAAAGAUGUAUCUAUCCUCGUGUGCCCCAACUUUUGGGCCUCGUUUGACAUCCACUCACCGUACAAGACCUUGUGCCAGCUCAGCGGCCGUCGACAGGCGCCCCCAAUCAGCGCAAACUUUUUAGAAAUGGUGGCAUGGUCAAAGGAAAUAGGAGCAAUGGACCCCUUUGAGGGAGGAUCUCUCAGUCGUGGACAUGGCUCUUGGGCAGGAUAUGCUCAUGAGUAUGCUCAUUACUGCGAGAAUCUUGGUGAAUAGAUGGCCG